Messenger RNA from Diversispora eburnea, 1614 nucleotides. NCBI's taxonomy places the organism in Eukaryota, Fungi, Glomeromycota, Glomeromycetes, Diversisporales, Diversisporaceae. The record is from the annotation of a GenBank genome assembly.
AUGAAUAUUGAUAAAAAGACUCAAAAAUACGAUCGUCAACUUCGGUUAUGGCAAGCAAGUGGACAGUUAGCUCUCGAAACUUCUAAGGUGUGCCUCAUCAAUGGUACAGCAACUGGUUGUGAGAUAUUAAAAGAUUUAAUUUUGCCAGGUAUCGGUUCAUUUACUGUAGUUGAUGGUAAAAGAGUAGAUGGUUCUGAUGCUGGGAUUAAUUUUUUCUUGGAUGCGGAUAAAAUUGGAUCUAGUAGGGCUCAAGCUGUUACAGAAUUUUUACAAGAAUUAAACGAAGAUGUUAAAGGAUAUCAUUUUGUAGAGGAUCCUGUUGUCCUUAUUGAAAACCAGCCUGAAUAUUUUUUACAAUUUACAAUUGUUAUAGCUACUGAACUUCAUGAAAAAUUUUUAUUAAAAUUAUCAGAAGUUUUAUGGAAUGCAAAAGUCCCAUUAAUUGUAGUACGUUCUAUCGGAUUUAUUGGAUAUUUUCGUAUUAUGGUUCCAGAACAUACAGUUGUUGAGACACAUCCGGAAAAUGUUGUUGAUCUAAGGAUUGAUACACCAUUUCCUGCUAUUGAAAAAUAUGCAAAGAAUUUAGAUUUUGAUUCUUUGGAUAAUACAGAUCAUGCACAUAUUCCUUAUGUGAUUAUUUUAUUGAAAUAUUUGGAUCAAUGGAAAAGAGAACAUGAUGGAAAUUUGCCAAAAACAUAUUCCGAAAAAAAAGAAUACCAAAGUAUUAUCGAAAGGGGUAAACGAACUAUUGAUGAAGAAAAUUUUAGUGAAGCUUUAACUAAUGCAUGGAAAGCUUGUACACCUAAUAAGAUCACCCAAGAUAUUCAAGAAAUUUUGAAUGAUCCAGCAUGCGAAAAUAUUACAACAAAAUCAUCAAGUUUCUGGAUUAUUGCACGUGCGAUUCGAGAUUUCGUAACAAAUGAGGGACAAGGCUUAUUACCAUUAGCUGGAAGCGUUCCAGAUAUGAAAUCCGAUACUACAGGAUAUAUUACCUUGCAAACUAUUUAUCGUCAAAAAGCAAAAGAAGACGCAGCAGCAGUUCGUGCUCGAGUUAACGAUAUUUUAAUUUCUAUUGGAAGAACAACAGAUUUUAUUCAAGACGAAGAAAUCAAUAGUUUUUGUAAACACGCUGCUUACAUUAAAGUAAUUCGAUAUCGAUCAUUACAAGAAGAAUACAUAAGUGAUCCAAAGAAAUCCGAAAUUAAUCGACGGAUACAAGAUCCACAAGAAAAUAUCAUUUAUUAUGUUCUCAUUCGUGCUAUUGAUAGAUUUUAUGAAUCUCAUCAACGUUAUCCUGAUGCUGCAACAUUUUUUAAUGGAGAUAAUUCAGAGGAAACGGCUAGUGAGAAGUCAACAACAGAAUUUAAAGAAUUAAAAAUCAACGUUCAAUCAAUGUUAGAAGAGUGGAAGAUCACAAACUUACCAGAACAUUUGGACGACUUUAUUCAUGAAAUGUGUAGAGCAGGUGGUUCCGAAUUACCUAAUAUUUCAGCAUUGAUGGGUGGAUUAGUUUCUCAAGAAGUCAUCAAAUUAAUUACUCGUCAAUAUAUUCCUAUAAAUAAUACAAUUAUAUUUGAUGGAGUGAAAUCUAUUUCUUCAACUUAUGUAUUGUAA